Messenger RNA from Eucalyptus grandis, 897 nucleotides. RefSeq lists its product as uncharacterized. The coding region runs from base 1 to 897 and encodes 298 amino acids. The record is from RefSeq and is a predicted model, not a curated record. The transcript has a single exon. Lineage: Eukaryota; Viridiplantae; Streptophyta; Magnoliopsida; Myrtales; Myrtaceae.
AUGGAGAAAUCACAGGCCAAGCCAAAGAGCAAGAAGGUGCUGAAGUUCUUGCCAAGAACAGUUUCAUCCAUCAGCUUCUUCCAAAACCCUCCUUUUAGCCCCGAUCGAGACAAGAGACUGCCGUCGUCAUCGUCCUCAUAUUCGUCGGAGCUCAUUAACAGCACAAAGCGCAGGCUCAGAUCCCAUGUCGGCACAGGUUUUUCCGGUCCACUCAUAUCCCUAAUUCCCGACGAAGCUCGAGCCAAGAACAGGAAUGACCGAGACUUCGACGUGAACGAACCCACAUCGCCGAAAGUCUCGUGCAUGGGCCAGAUCAAGCACAAGAACAAGAAAUCGUGGCCGUCGUCAGCUGCUAAAGCUGAUAAACGUUCUUCCUUCUCCUCAUCUGCUUCUUCUUCAUUUUCCAAGUUGAAACGGGAUGUCAAUAAGCCUCCGAGAUCGAGUAAUACUCACGAGAAGCAGAGCUCAACGUUAAAGAGAAUAUUCAGCAGAGCUAGAGGAGGCAACAAGAAGAAACCGUCUGAUACUUCGGGAAAUAAUUGCCGGAAGCCACCGUUGCUUCCCGACAGAGCCCCGUCCUUGAGUCAGAUGAAAAGGUUUGCGAGCGGGAGGGACACGCUGGCAAGCUUCGACUGGUCGGCAGAAGUCGGGCCGGUGUUGGACGCCGACCGCCAGGACUACUAUCACUACUACUCGGACGAAGAGAGGAGAGAGAGUGAUCAAGAAGAGGAGGAUGAUAAAGUGAUCAUUCCUUUCUCUGCACCAAUUCCGGUUGGUGGCGGUGGCGUCAGGGUGAAUCCACAAUCGAGGAAAGAGAUCAACCUGUGGAAGAGAAGGACCAUGGAUCCUCCUAGACCUCUCGAAUUGUACCAACCCGCCACGGUUAGAGCAAAUUGA